AUGAACUCCGACCCAAUGCAGACUCAUAACUCGGUCGAAACUCUUCCGGAACAGCUAAAACGCAUUUAUAAUCUACAAAAUGGGUCAAACGAUGUCUCCAUACGCGGGAGCGUUUUCGAGGAUGGAGACGGUGCUGGAAAUGGAUCACUGCAUUCACGUGAAUGGCAACAACCUAUGGAUAGAAGAGAGCUUGGUAGCAGUUCUAAUAAUUGGAUUCGUCUAAAUGUUGGCGGUAAGGUUUUUCAAACAACGCGUGAUACACUUAUGAAGGUACCGGGGUCGUUUCUUUAUCGUCUUUGUCAAGAUGACAAGAGACUACCUAGUAUUAAGGAUGAAACAGGGGCGUAUCUAAUCGAUCGUGAUGCGGACUAUUUUUCCCCGGUUCUUAAUUAUUUGCGGCAUGGUAGACUAAUCAUCAAUCCUGGUCUUGCUGACGAAGGAGUUCUGGAAGAAGCAGAAUUCUACAACUUGCCGCAACUAGUUCAUCUUGUAAAUGAGAGGAUUCACGAAAAGGAAAGGAAUGCAAGUGAUGCUGGGAGAUUCAAAAGCGUCUAUCGUGUAAUACAAUGUCACGAAGAGGAAUUAACUACGUUCAUUUCAGCAACUAGUGAUGGAUGGAAGAUUGUCCAGGUGCUACCAGUGCAGACUAAAUAUCAGGACUACACAGUGGACAGACAACAAGAGUAUCUAUGCAUAGUUGUCAGGGAGUGUCUCGACAAUGGUUCCGUUAGUGAUAGCAGAGAUAGGGCAACACUACUGCAGCAAAAAGCCAGACAUAACUAA
Messenger RNA from Necator americanus (New World hookworm), 783 nucleotides. RefSeq lists its product as uncharacterized. The record is from RefSeq and is a predicted model, not a curated record. Lineage: Eukaryota; Metazoa; Nematoda; Chromadorea; Rhabditida; Ancylostomatidae. Bases 1 to 783 code for a protein of 260 amino acids. Gene Ontology annotation, biological process: protein homooligomerization; proteasome-mediated ubiquitin-dependent protein catabolic process. Gene Ontology annotation, cellular component: Cul3-RING ubiquitin ligase complex; cytoplasm. Gene Ontology annotation, molecular function: cullin family protein binding. The transcript is spliced from 8 exons.